AUGGCAGAUUGCAUGGCAGGCGGAACCAACAACGUUCUUCUCGUUACUGAUUCCUACAAAGUUACUCAUCAUGUACAAUAUCCUGAAAAUACAACCCAUGUAUAUUCAUAUUUUGAAAGCAGAGGUGGCAAAUUCCCAAAGACUGUUUUCUUUGGUUUGCAAUAUCUUCUGAAACGAUGGCUUGUGGGACAAAUUGUCACCAAAGAAAAGAUUGAAGAAGCAAAGGAAAUAUACAACCUUCACUUUAAGCAAGAAGUUUUUAACGAAGAAGGAUGGAACUAUAUUUUAGAGGAACAUGAUGGCUACCUCCCACUUCGGAUCAAAGCAGUUCCUGAAGGAACAGUUGUACCUUACAAAAAUGUGUUGUUCACCGUGGAAAACACUGACCCAAAAUGUUUUUGGCUUACUAAUUAUUUUGAGACCCUGUUAGUCCAAGUAUGGUAUCCAAUGACUGUUGCCACAAAUUCCUACUACCAGAAAGAUCUAAUAGCAAAAUGUAUGCAAGAAACAGCUGAUGACUUUUCAGGUUUACCAUACAUGUUGCAUGAUUUUGGUUUCCGUGGAUCAACAUCUGUUGAGGCUGCAGGUAUUGGUGGUUGUGCCCAUUUAAUUAACUUUCUUGGCACAGACACAAUUGCUGCUUUAACAACUGCAAAGAAGUAUUAUAACUGUGAUAUUGCUGGAUAUUCUAUUCCUGCUGCAGAACACAGCACCAUUACAACUUGGGGAAAAGAUGGAGAAGUUAAUGGAUUUCGUAACAUGCUAGAAAAAUUUCCUGAUGGUAUUAUGGCUUGUGUUAGUGAUAGCUACAAUAUCUGGAAUGCCUGUGAAAAACUGUGGGGAGAAGAACUUAAAGAUAUUAUUAUUGAACGAGGAAAGCGUGAUGCUCGCUUGGUUGUGAGGCCAGAUUCUGGAAAUCCUUCUGAAGUGGUCAUCAAGGUGCUUGAAAUCCUGGGUCGUAAAUUUGGAACUACAACCAAUUCUAAAGGCUACAAAUUACUUCCAUCUUAUAUACGUGUUAUACAAGGUGACGGAGUAUCUUAUGAAACUCUUGAGGAGAUUGGUAUGAACCUAAAAAAGCAUUCUUGGAGUAUCGACAAUGUGACCUUUGGUAGUGGUGGAGCUUUAUUACAGAAAAUUGACCGUGACACACAGAAAUGUGCCUACAAAUGUAGUGCCGCUAUCAUUGAUGGAAAAGAGAUUUCUGUGUUUAAGCAACCAAUAACUGAUACUGGGAAGAAAAGUAAAAAAGGCCGCUUGACACUUGAAUGCAAGGAUGGCCAAUUUGUGACUGUUCAAAGAGGGAAAGGUGAUCUUAAUAAAGACAUACUUGUUCCAGUUUUUGAAAAUGGAAAAUUACUGCAAGACUAUACAAUGGAUGAAAUCCGUUCCCGAGCUGAAAUUGAUUUGCUGAAGAAUAACUGA
Acanthosepion pharaonis is the source of this 1425-nucleotide messenger RNA. NCBI's taxonomy places the organism in Eukaryota, Metazoa, Mollusca, Cephalopoda, Sepiida, Sepiidae. The record is from the annotation of a GenBank genome assembly.